Juglans regia (Persian walnut) is the source of this 1451-nucleotide messenger RNA. RefSeq names its product probable WRKY transcription factor 69. Gene Ontology annotation, biological process: regulation of DNA-templated transcription. Gene Ontology annotation, molecular function: transcription cis-regulatory region binding; DNA-binding transcription factor activity. The transcript is spliced from 3 exons. Bases 242 to 1021 code for a protein of 259 amino acids. NCBI's taxonomy places the organism in Eukaryota, Viridiplantae, Streptophyta, Magnoliopsida, Fagales, Juglandaceae. The record is from RefSeq and is a predicted model, not a curated record. Gene Ontology annotation, cellular component: nucleus.
UUCGUAGCUUUACAUUAAAUGAGUGAAAGAAAAGAAAGCAACUUGGAGCUUUGUCAUUUCUUGCCUGUCCUCAGCUUACUCUCUCUCUCUCUCUCUCUCUGAUCAAUUACAGCUCUGAUCGUGAUCUUUCUGUUUCCUUUAUUGCUUCUGCAACUUGAUCCCAGUACAACUCUUUAGCCACCUUCUUUGAUUUUUGGCCUGGUACAGUAACAAGAAGAAGAAGUGGAAGUAACAAGCAGUCAUGGAUAGAUCUCUCUCGCCAAAGCUGCACAAGGAGAUUCCAGAAGAACUCAAACCAGAAACUCAGGCAUCCAAAAGAAGGAAGAUGGUUCAGAAGCAUGUUGUUAAAGUGAGGAUUGGAGCAAAUGUUGGGAAACUAAAGAAUGAAGGGCCGCCUUCUGAUCUUUGGUCUUGGAGAAAAUAUGGGCAAAAACCUAUUAAAGGAUCUCCUUAUCCAAGGGGCUAUUACAGGUGCAGCACAUCAAAGGGUUGUUCAGCCAAAAAGCAAGUAGAAAGAUGCAGAACAGAUGCUUCAAUGCUCAUCAUCACCUACACCUCUAGCCAUAAUCAUCCAGGUCCUGAUCUCUCCACCACCAACCUGAUCCAACCAUCUAAAGAACCACAAAACCAUUCAAAUGAAGAUCUCUCAACACUGCCAAAACAGGAACAGCUCGAGCUAGCACACGAUGAAAAACGAAAUGAACCCAACAUGACCACCAGAGAAAAGGAUCCGGUUGAAGAUCAUUUCCACUACAUACAAUCCCCCAUAAGCGGUUCCCAGGAUAUAAUAGCUAACCAAGGAGAAGACCCUUUCAUAGUGCAACAUGAAAGACUCCAUGAAACUGUUCUCCUCUUGGAUGAAGAGCCCCUCUGUUAUUCCCAGUUCAUGAACUUGUCCACUCCGAUCUCAGAGGAAAAUGACUUCUAUGAUGAGCUUGAAGAACUGCCCACAUAUUCAUCUUUCACAAGCUCUGCGAGGAACAAUUUUCCCAACGAAAGGAUUCCUGUUGUCCCUUCUUGAUCAAGGGUUCAUAGUGCUUGCAGCCUUAGAAAAUGUAGUUAUGUUGACAUAUGAAAUACCCACUCCAAGAGAACUCUCUCUCUCUCUCUCUCUCUCUCUCUCUCUCUCUCUCUCUCUCUCCCUCUUUUUAUGGGCUCACAAAAUGAGGAAGUUACAUCACUUUGGCAAGAGCAAAGUUAGUGGAUCGAUGGUAUCUUUUUAUCUGGGAGAUUGAGAUUUAAUGAAAAAUCACCAAGUUCCACACCACAGAAAGAGAGAGAGAGUAUAUGGGGGGGGGGUUGUUUCCUUGUACAUACUAUUCAAAGAUGGCAUGAGGAUCACGAGUGAGUGCUCAAAAGUUCUUUGUGACAAGGCCUUUUUCUUUUUUCUCUAGUGGAGAUUAGAAGUACUUUUCCCUACUUUUCUUUAGUGGUUGAUUUGGUGGAAGAAA